CCAAAAGAAGAGAACAUUUCUUUUCUACAUCUGCUAAAGAAAUGACUGCUGUUAAACACAGAUCGCCAGUGUUCUAAGAUGAAUCCAGAUGUUGAAAAGAGUCCCAGUUUGCUCUUAUGACUUUCUUUAAAGCAUAAGCAAAUGUCUGUUUCUUGGAUGAUUUUCUCUUCAGCAGUGGACAUUAUUAUCAUUUCUAUUAAGCAGAAUGACUAUUAGAUGCCACGUCAUAACCAGCUCUCCAGUAUAUUAGGAGGACAAGGCUUGAUACUGAAUAUUGGAACUGUUGGCAAGAAAAUGAAAGUCCGUGACUGCUGCGAGUUAUUUUUAAAGCUCUAGUUGCAUGGCCAUUAUGUCUCAAAUACUGUAUAAUUAUCCCUAGUUACUGAUAUCUUUAGUAUAUUUGAAACCAUCUAUAUGUGGCCUAAAGCCACACAGCUAUAUUAAGACAUUUUUAAACAGUCAAAGCAAUGACACUGUAAGUUAAAAGAAAAUUAUGUGAAGCAAAUACUUUUUUAAAAAAUUUGAUUAAAUGCACAUUUUUAGUUCUCCAGUAAUAAUCUGUUCUAUCAGUUAAGUAGGGUGAUUGAAAACUUAAACAAUGGUUACAAGAAGGAAGAGGGUCAUGUUUUCCAGGAGCAGAAUUUAUCUGUAGGAUUGAUUUGCAAGAUAUGUAUUAUUCUGACACCAUGGCACUCACUCUAGCCUGGGCAACAAAGCGAGACUCUGUCUCCAAAAAAAAAAAGAUAUGUAUUAUUUACUCCAUUAUAGAGACAACUGAGGCUUAGCACUCCCCACUCUGUCUCCACCACCAUCUCUGUCAUUUGUCUAAAAGUAUUAGUGAUCCUGAAGUUGGUAACACAUAAAUUAAAUAAGUCAUCAUAUUGGAGAACAUGGUUGUCUUUUCUUGUUAUCAACCUGAAAAUAAUUAGGGAUUUUUACUAAACAUUUCAAGAUUUCUUUUGUAAACUGGUAGAAAUUCAUUUUCCAUGAGUUUAGACUUUUAAACUGAUUUCUUCUCACAGGAUAAAUCACCUCCUGGCAUUAUAAGUUCCAUAAAUUUGCUAUUUUCUAGGUAAAAUGGUGCUUCCUUUUAUUUGUCUCAGAGUUAGCCUCUUUUCUGGUUUCUGGCAUUCUUCUACACUGUCUACUUGAUGCCCUGGGACUCUUUAUAAAAGAACUAUCUAGAAAGGAAUUCUGGUGUUUGUCUUCUUGUCCUUUGGAUUAAUAGCCAAUGACAAUGAAUUGAGACUUUGGCUUGCCCUAAAGGGCAGAAGCAUUUCUGUUAUGUUGUAUUCACAGUAGAGGUAACAUUUCUGCCUGAAGCCUGACCUCAAGAGGGCAAGGACGGGACACCCUGCUUAGACCAAGGCACUUAAGGAACACAGUGAUCCCUAAGUUUGGGCCACUGGAAGAACAGCUCUGUUCUAAGGCUGUAAGAGGCCAGGCUCAGUGAAAGUAAGAUUAGGGUGAUUUCCUAAUCUCUCAGGUCUUAGUACUGUUGGCACUCCUGUGGCCCAGCCAAGCUUAUUCCACUUUGUUCUACCUGCAUUAUCUUAAUCCUCACCAUAGCCAUAUAAGACCCCAUUUCGUAGAUGAGGAAACUGAGGCCUAGAGUAACUGGCCUGGCAUUACAAGAUAGGAUUUAAGCCUAUGGUCUUUUGAUCUCAGUCUUAACUGCCAUGUGUCACAGUUCCUACAUGUAUUCAGUGCAGGUAUGUUACAUGUACACACUCUAAUAGUUACUGUAAUUUCACAAGAUAGGCAAGCAGUAUGAUCCUAAUUUUUACAGAUGGAGAAACUUAAGACUCGGAGCAGGUACUAAGUGCUUGAAGCCACACAGAUAACCAGCCACAUCUGGUUCCAAAGAUGGAACCAGAAUGUAAGCCCAGGUCUGACCCCCAGAGCCAGUGCUCUUUCCCCUCUGCCAUUCUUCCUUUCCGUCCUGUGACCCAGUAUCUGCUGUAUAACCUCUCCUGUUGGCGCUAGACAUUUUGCCUUUUGACAUCAUGGUAUCUGACAGCACUGUGAUGUGAGACUCUCUGGGAGCCCUGGCCCCUGGCAGUGGAUACCAUCGGACUGGCCUCUGUCACCAGUGUUAAGUGCAACUCUUUGAAAACUCCCCCUUGACUCCCUGCAGUCAGGGUUAGCUAUUGUUCCCUGGUGUGCUGGCCUGUUGGAAGCCACCCUGUGGUCCUGCAGGUGUUGCUGCCGAGUUUGACCCAAGGCCCCUGUCGCUGUCGCAGCCACAGCCAUGGGCUGGGAAGCAGUUCAAGCAGCUGUCUGGAAAUCCCCCAUUGCUCCCGUUGUCCCGAACUGCACGGGGGAGGGCGGCUGUCCGCUCCAUUGAUUCCUUCCCUCAUAGCUGGGGGUGACAGCUUGGAAAACCUUCAGCUGUUUACAAUUCAGCUUAUGUACACUUCAGCUGGGGAUUGUGGGUGAGUCAGAAGGGCUGCUCUCUUUGCCUGAGUCCUGAGAGACAGCAUGAAAGUCAGCUGUAUGGUAAUGGCUGCCAGUAAGGGAGGAGCCCUGUCCCUAACAGAUGCCUUAAGUGGAGAUGGUCAGCCUAGAUGCUUAAGGUCCAAGGCCAAGGCCAUCUGCUCUCCAGUCCUUCUAACCCAGACCCAACAAGGGCAUUUUGCAGUGACACUGGGGGGUAGAAGCGGGAAGAGGGGGUUGUUCCCCUGACUCAGCCUAUAUUUCAAUUCCUCUGGCUGGCUCUCCUGCAAAGAACCUGGGUGUGGAUCCAGGGCCACACCUCCCCGUGACCCUCAGCAGAGCCCCAGAGGGAUCCUCCUGUCACUGCUCUGUCUUCUUCCCCUGUGGCUGAGAGGCUCUUCAGAGCAGACUGCCCUUGUUUGACGAGCUGAGGAAGGUGCCCUGAGGGGCAGGGAAGUGGUGGUGUAUCCUGUGUGGGAGCCACAGCCUGCUGUGUGUCCUCCAGGCAAGGAGGGCUUGCCUGCCUGACAGCUCUGUCCUUAGCGGAGUUGAAAAGUUACAAACAUUUGGCCUUGGUUCCUCCCACCUUGGUACGCAGAGGACCCAGGGUAAGAAGAGGCCUACAAUUUUCCCACCACCAAAAGCUCAUUUUGUGUGUGUUUUAGAAGAUGCCAUCUUCCAAAUAAAUGGCCUUCACUCUUGACAGUUCUAAAGUGCACACUUGUAACAUGUACAGUGUGCACUUGAGAUGCAUGUGUAAUCAAUGCGAGCUGAGUAUAAAAACUCUUAUGGGGGAGAUGAUGGGUCAUCUUAACAACUGAUAGCGUUUUAGAAUUUGGGAAACAUGGCAUGAAAUUAUAGCACAUUUUGCCCUAUUGCAGGUAUAUAUGCUAUUUCCUUUUAGGCUUCUUAAAAUCUUGAAUCUGGCUUGUGGAUCCUGCUUUGAUCAGGGAUCCCUUCCUUAGUAUAGGAAUCCCAGUUUGGUAACCACCCUUCUAAAUCAUCCCACCCUUCUCAGCCCAAGAAUGCUCCAGCCCUUGUGCGACGUCUGGCCCCUGCUUCAAUAUGUCUCAGAGCGCAGUUUACAUGUUCUGUCCUCUUUUCCCAAGUGCCUUCAUGCUGUCCCAUGGCUAAUAAAGCACAGCCCACCCAGGGAAGUCUAAAGCACUGGCUUCUGCCACUGCCUGCCUUUUGUGACCUUGGAGACAGGGCAGGGCAUUGUUCAUGCACUGACCGACCUCAGCAGCCCCGGCAUGACCUCAGGGAACGGAAAUUCUGCCUCCAGCAUCGCCGGCACUGCCCCCCAGAAUGGUGAGAAUAAACCACCACAGGCCAUUGUGAAACCCCAAAUCCUGACGCAUGUUAUCGAAGGGUUUGUGAUCCAGGAGGGGGCGGAGCCUUUCCCGGUGGGACGUUCGUCCCUGCUGGUGGGGAAUCUCAAGAAGAAGUAUGCACAGGGGUUCUUGCCUGAGAAACUUCCACAGCAAGAGCACACAACCACCACUGACUCGGAGAUGGAAGAGCCCUAUCUGCAAGAAUCCAAAGAGGAGGGUACACCCCUCAAACUCAAGUGUGAGCUCUGUGGCCGGGUGGACUUUGCCUACAAGUUCAAGCGUUCCAAGCGCUUCUGUUCCAUGGCUUGUGCAAAGAGGUACAACGUGGGAUGCACCAAACGCGUGGGUCUGUUCCACUCUGACCGGAGCAAGCUGCAGAAGGCAGGAGCCACAACCCACAACCGCCGUCGGGCCAGCAAAGCCAGUCUGCCAACACUUACCAAGGAUACCAAGAAGCAGCCAACAGGCACUGUACCCCUUUCAGUUACUGCUGCCUUGCAGCUAACACACAGCCAGGAAGACUCUAGCCGUUGCUCAGAUAACUCAAGCUAUGAGGAACCCCUGUCACCCAUCUCAGCCAGCUCAUCCACCUCCCGCCGGCGACAAGGCCAGCGGGACCUGGAGCUCCCCGACAUGCACAUGCGGGACCUGGUGGGCAUGGGACAUCACUUCCUGCCAAGUGAGCCCACCAAAUGGAACGUGGAAGAUGUCUACGAAUUCAUCCGCUCUCUGCCAGGCUGCCAAGAGAUAGCAGAGGAAUUCCGUGCCCAGGAAAUCGACGGGCAAGCUCUGCUGCUGCUCAAGGAGGACCACCUGAUGAGUGCCAUGAACAUCAAGCUGGGGCCCGCCCUGAAGAUCUACGCUCGCAUCAGCAUGCUCAAGGACUCCUAGGGCUGGCCGGGCAGCCAGCAUUCUGGCCCAGGCUUCCUCCUCCCGACUGAGCAGAGCCAGACAGACAUUCCUGAGGGGCCCAGAAAUGGGGCCAGUCGGAGGGAAGGGGCUCUCCCUAGGGGCAUGGCUGGUGAGGAGGUCUGGGCACCUCCUCCGUGGCUCUCAGGGGCCUUUCAUUUCUGUGGGAGGGGCAGAGAGGUAGGUGGCAAAGAAGAUGGGGCUUUAUGCUUGUAAAUAUUGAUAGCACUGGCUUCCUCCAAAGUCCCAAUCCUCUAGCCCCGCUCUCUUCCCCUUUCUCUGUCCCCCAUUUUCCAGGGGGUAUAUGGUCAGGGCUCCCCAACCUGAGUUGGGUUACUUCCAAGGGCAGCCAGCAGGCCUGGAUAGAGGCCUAGAAAGCCCUUGCCUUCCUUCCUCCCACUUCUUUCUCCGGGCCUGGUUAACUCUUCCGUUGCCAGCUUCUCCCCCUUCAGCCUGCUUCUGCAGCAGCCGGGGUUUCCCCCCAUACCCUCUGCAGGUGGAGAGAGAGAAGCUGGGCCCAGUUGGGCCAUGCCUGCUGGCACAGACGCCUUAACGCUGUGUGUAUGACUGUAUGACUGUGUGGGAGCCUGGACUGACAGAUGGGCCAAGGGCCAGCCUCUGGCAUCUCCAGGUGUUUUGUAGCAAACAGCCACUUAGUGCUUUGUCCUGGACUCCACUCGGUCUCAGGAUGGGGAAUAGCAAAGAAGGACAGCCCGGUGCAGAGAGGCAAGAUCAGAGAAAGACAGAGAUCGGGAGAUUUCCCUUUCCAGACUGGUCAAGGUGUCUCUGACCCCCUGCCCCACACUGUGAAGCUCCCCUGACCGCCCUCCUGGCUCACAAACAGCAUUAAGCAAGCUGCGGUGGGCUGGGCCGCAAAGCCCGCCUGCCCGGCUGCCCUGCAAGCCCCAGUGAACGCUGAGGGGAGAGAACCGCUGAUGUGACCGUGAUGUGAUGUGAGGAAGGCAGCUCUUGGCCUCCCGCUCCCACACUUCUUUGCCUAUAAAACUUGCUAGCAGCAGUUGCAGCUGCCUGAGGAGGCGGCAGGGCAGGAAGGGCGAGGGCCUGCCUCUGACUUGCCCUGUCCUUUGCAGGCUCCUGGGGGUGUCCUUUGCAGAAAGGGGGUGGGCACCUUUCUCAGCUUGUUCUAUUCCCCACCCGCACCCCCAGCCAGGGUUGGAAAUGAAGGACUUUUUUAACCUUUUUUGUUUUUUAAAAAUAAAUCUGUAAAAUCCA
Molecule: messenger RNA, 5912 nt
Organism: Microcebus murinus (gray mouse lemur)
Lineage: Eukaryota; Metazoa; Chordata; Mammalia; Primates; Cheirogaleidae
Gene: PHC2
Product: polyhomeotic homolog 2
Biological process (GO): negative regulation of DNA-templated transcription
Cellular component (GO): PRC1 complex; nucleus
Molecular function (GO): zinc ion binding; histone binding; chromatin binding
Source: RefSeq, a predicted model, not a curated record